Rotaria sp. Silwood1 is the source of this 885-nucleotide messenger RNA. NCBI's taxonomy places the organism in Eukaryota, Metazoa, Rotifera, Eurotatoria, Philodinida, Philodinidae. The record is from the annotation of a GenBank genome assembly.
AUGUUUCGACCUGUAUUCCUUUUUAAAAUAUUGGUUCUAUCACUUAUUGUUAAUUUUGUACUUGUUGUAUAUUUCUUAUUACAAAGUUCGCGUCAUAAUUUUCGUCUUGCUAAUAGAAAUGACUAUUAUGAAAUUAAUGAUUAUUAUUCUUUUUAUGAAAAUAAUCCCAUAUCAACAAAUAUUAAAGUUAUACCUAUGCCAAUGUUUGUUACUAUAGAACAGUCAACAUUAUUAUUAUCAAAUAAUUUUCAUAUUGUAUCAAAUCGAAAACUUUCGAAAGAUCUUCGAUUAGCUGUUCGUCGUUAUUCAAAAUAUAUUUCAUUAUUAACAGGAAUAUCAGUAGACAGUAAGCAAGAUGCUUCUCCUGCAAAUAAUAAACUUAUUAUUGAUUACUCAACAAGUCUUUCAAAAGAAGAUAAAUAUCCAACACUCGGUGAAGAUGAAUCUUAUAGACUUAAUAUAACAAAAACAGGUUCAUAUUUAUAUGCAUCAUCAUCAACAGGUAUUAUUCGAGGUUUAUCAACAUUUGUUCAAUUAAUUGAACGAAAUACAUCAUCAGAUACAUUUUAUAUUCCAUUAGUAAAUAUAAUUGAUCGGCCUCGAUUUAUGUGGCGAGGUUUAUUACUAGAUGUAUCUCGUCACUGGAUGCCUGUAACAGUAAUUGAACGAACAUUAAAUGCAAUGGAAUUAAGUAAACUUAAUGUUCUUCAUUUACAUUUAUCCGAUGAUCAGGGCUUUCGUGUUGAAAGUAUUGAAUAUAAUUUGUUACAUGAUAGAAAAGAUUUUUUUACACAAAAAGAUAUUCAACAUCUUGUUGAAUAUGCUCGACAACGACGUAUACGUAUCAUACCUGAAUUUGAUAUUCCUGGUCAUACAACAAGGUAA